Messenger RNA from Dioscorea cayenensis subsp. rotundata (Guinea yam), 1620 nucleotides. RefSeq names its product probable polygalacturonase. Bases 134 to 1495 code for a protein of 453 amino acids. The record is from RefSeq and is a predicted model, not a curated record. The transcript has 3 exons. Lineage: Eukaryota; Viridiplantae; Streptophyta; Magnoliopsida; Dioscoreales; Dioscoreaceae. Gene Ontology annotation, biological process: carbohydrate metabolic process. Gene Ontology annotation, molecular function: polygalacturonase activity.
UAUUAAUCGUAAUCGUCCAUAUUCUCCGAGAUAAUCACCAAAUCACAGAUCCUCCAAAGAAAAGAAGAGGACAAAUAAUCCCAGUAGUCAACACCCGAUAAAUUCAAAUCCAAAUCUCGGGAACGAUCACCAAAUGGCAUCUCUCCCACUUCUCCUCUUCCUCUUGCUAACCAUCAUCAUCGCCGUCACCCAAUCCAACGGCUCCCACGUCUCCGUCACCACCUUCGGCGCCAUCGGCGACGGCCACCACUACGACACUACAUCAAUCCAGCACGCCAUCGACGCCUGCGCCUCCUCCGGCGGCGGCCGCGUCCGAUUCCCCGCCGGAGGGAAGUAUCUAACGGCGACGAUCUUCUUGCGAUCCGGCGUCGUCCUCGAGAUCGAGAAAGGAGCUCAAAUCCUCGGCGGGCCGAGACAAGAGGAUUACCCAAAAGAGUCGGCGAGGUGGUAUGUUGUGCUGGCGGAGAAGGUUAAGGGGGCUGGGAUCACUGGAGGAGGUGAGAUCAACGGUCAGGGAUGGAAGUUCAUAGUGAGACCAGAUCCCAGGAAGAACAUAAUGGUGAGCUGGAAUUCAACUGGGGAUUGCUUGGGCGAUGAGUGCCGGCCUAGGUUAGUCGGGUUCAUUGACUCGACCGAUGUUCGGGUCUGGAAUGUCACGCUGAACCAACCCGCUUAUUGGUGCUUGCAUUUAGUUAGAUGCAGUAAUUCAGUGGUUGAAGAUGUGAGAAUUUAUGGGGAUUUCAACACGCCAAACAAUGAUGGAAUUGAUAUAGAGGAUUCAAACCACACAAUGAUAACAAGGUGCCACAUUGACACUGGAGAUGAUGCAAUUUGUCCCAAAUCCUCAACUGGACCAGUUUACAACUUGACUGCAACUGACUCUUGGAUCAGGACCAAGUCUUGUGCUAUCAAGUUUGGGAGUGCUAGUUUCUUUGAUUUCAGCAAGCACUACUACAAUAACAUCACCAUUUUUGAGUCACAUAGAGGCCUUGGCAUGCAGAUCCGUGAUGGAGGAAAUGUGAGUGAUGUUACAUUCUCAAACAUGAAAAUAAGCACAAGGUAUUAUGAUCCAUUAUGGUGGGGAAGAGCGGAGCCAAUAUACAUAACAAGCUGUGCAAGAGACUCUUCAUCAAAAGCUGGUUUCAUAUCCAACAUUAACUUUGUGAACAUCUCCUCUGUUUCUGAGAAUGGAGUCUUUUUAUCUGGCUCCAAACAUGCUCUUCUUAGCAACCUUAACUUCAUUAAUAUUGAGUUGGUGUACAAAAGAUGGAGCAAUUACUCUGGAGGGCUGUAUGAUUAUAGGCCUGGAUGUCAAGGACUUGUGAAGCAUAAUACUGCAGGGAUGAUGAUGGAGUACAUCUCUGGGUUGCAGAUCAAGAAUGUGAGUAUGAGAUGGUUUGGGAGUGGUUUCAAAGGGUGGAAUGAUCCUUUGGAGUUCAAAGCUUCAUCUGUUGAUAAGAUUUCUUUUCAUGAUUGGUCUUCUGAUGUCUUGUGAUUUGUUCUCUUUUGGUUUCUUUCAUGAUUUCAUCAUCUCUUUAUUGUGAAUAAGAUUAUAACUUUAUUGUAUCAUUGGUGUCAUUCAAUAAUAAAGCUGAUAAACAACAUGUUUAUUCUUUGAAA